Molecule: messenger RNA, 1185 nt
Organism: Apiotrichum porosum
Lineage: Eukaryota; Fungi; Basidiomycota; Tremellomycetes; Trichosporonales; Trichosporonaceae
Exons: 2
Coding region: 1-1185 (394 amino acids)
Molecular function (GO): hydrolase activity
Source: RefSeq, a predicted model, not a curated record
AUGAGCACGCUCUUCCGGACAACUCCCGAUAUGGGCGCACCGAACAGCUGGCCUCGCCCAAUACAUGCCAUAUGGCAGCUCGGUGUCGCCGUAUUGGUGCUAUCGACUCUGCCGUUCAACGUUACCCGCUACUACAUUACGCGCACCGGAUACACAACUCUGUGGCGAUAUCUCUUCUUCCGCGGCGUGCGCACCAUGUCGCUAUUGAACCCAUUCCUGCCUCCUGCAGACACGGUAAAGGGGGCUUCGGCGAUCCCAAGGCAUAUCAUUGGUAUUACCAAGGAGAUGCGCAGCACCAUCAACAUUGACGUCGUGCACGUUCCGCCGCUUCCACUGGCGGACCAGAGGGGUUUCGCGACCAUCCCACCUGGCGCUCCUGUUGAGGCAAUCGACCGUCCCCUCUACAUCUUUUCCUCCAAGAACGCUUUCGCUAGGGGUCAGGAGCCAGCGUGUGAGGGAGAAAAAGCUAUUAUCUACUUUCAUGCCGGCGGCUACAAUGAGGGUCACCCCACUGCGUUGCCUCUCGGCGCCAAGGUCGCCAUUAGGACGAGACUGCGUGUGUUCACACCCAACUAUCGCAAGACCCUCAGUACCGAUACCGCAUACCCAGCUCCACUUCUCGACAUUAUGGCCGCAUACAAGUACCUUGGUGAUCUCGGCUUUUCACCCAAAGACAUUAUUGUGAUGGGGGAUUCCGUUGGUGGUCACUUGACGAUGGCCCUGGUGACCCAACUUCACGAACUGGGACAGCCCAUGCCUGGCGCCCUGGCCAUGUCUUCACCCUGGGUAGACUUGACUUUUUCGUAUCCCUCGUGGUCAAGCCCGCACGACAUUGUCUUCAAACACAAGCUCAAACGUGCCAUUCGUUCAGCCAUGCGGUACUACACACCAGAGGCAGCACUACACCCCUUCUUCUCUCCACCACUUGCGCCACGCGGCACGUGGACGUUUCUCAAGGACACACCCGUGUACGCUUCCUAUGGCGAACUCGAGUCAUUUGCAGAUGAGGGAAAAGCACUCCUCAGGGGUCUCCAAGACGAUGGCGUCAGCGUUGACAUCCAGGUUGACGAAGGGGGAAUCCAUAUUGAGCCCAGUCUGGCUUGGCACGGGCCUGAGGCUGAGUCUCGGUUCUUGGCCGGCCUCAACGCGCUUGUUGCGGGGAUGGACAAGAGUAGUGGACCUUGA